This is a messenger RNA of Periconia digitata, 552 nucleotides long. The record is from the annotation of a GenBank genome assembly. NCBI's taxonomy places the organism in Eukaryota, Fungi, Ascomycota, Dothideomycetes, Pleosporales, Periconiaceae.
GCCAAAACAAUGGCAGUGGGUGACAGUCUUCCCGACUACCUCACAAAUACUCCUCUCCAUCAAUCGUUUGAUUCUGAUAUCCUCGAUACUCAUCUAAUUUACGACUACGAUGCGCAAGACACAGAUGGCAAGCCUGAGAAAUGGAGGUACGAGAUAUGGUGUUUCUCGGACACCCGUGUGGUAUACGCUGUUCACGGAGGUCCAAUGGCGGGCCGAAAUAACUAUCAACGAGCCAUGUAUCAAUGCAUCCGUCCCGGAGAACUUUGGCAAAUCAACUGGCUCGAAGAGACAGGCACGAUUGUCUCCAUUGUUUACGAUAUCAAAGAACAAAGGAUAACAACCCUGGGUGCAUUUUCUGAGGGCCACUGGAAGGAAGCAGAUAAAGCACGCGGAGACAAGAGAAACAGUGAGGAUUUCGAGAGAUGGAGGACACUUGCGAGAAUAGGAAAUCAAACGAGUCGGCUUAUGCUGAGCGAGCAGGCAAAUAUUGUGCAAUCGUUUAAGGGAAAAGGUGAUUUGAAACCGAUUUUACAGGGGGACCCAGUUUUCUAG